ACGUUGAACAAGAUACCCAAUUUCCAAAUAAAGUUAUAAACAAUAACGUAUUAGUAAUAAAUUUUAUUUAAUAAUAUACUAAUACUAUAUUAUUUCUUUAUUUCUUUGAACUUUUGGGUUUUAUAAUGAAAAUACAAAUUGUAUCGAGUGUGAUUAGUGUGAUAUUAAUAAGCCUGUGCCUCCUGACAUUUGUGGUUGAGGGCUGGGAUAAUAAAGUUCUUUUGGAAAAAGUUCGAGCUCUUACUCUGUACAGAGGAAAAUAUACAACUGGGAGAAGACAUAAACCCAUUAAACAAAUAGAAUGUAUCGGAGGGAACGCAGGCUGUCGUUAUGAACCUGAUGUUAUUCAGUGUAGAAACAUUGGAUUGGAUGGAAUAAAUCCCAAUUGGAAAUGUGAAGCAGAUUUGCCUAAAUCAUUAAAAUUUGGACGUUUAAAGGUUACUUGUGAAGGUUAUGAACAUCCAAAUGAUCAAUACGUCCUAAAAGGAUCAUGUGGUCUUAAGUAUACUUUAUAUCUCACCAAUGAUUAUACUAAUGAUCGAAAGAAAAAACAAUGGUUUAAUAAUUGGUUCGAUAAUGUGAAUGUAGACGAUGAUGAAGACAAAUCGUUAUUUAGUACAUUAUUUGGAAUUGCAUGGCUUGGUAUGAUUGGAUACAUUUUAUAUAAUAUGUACUUAUCAUGUAUGAGGACACGAAGAGGAAAUAAUAGAAAUAAUAGGCCUACUAAUGUUCAUUCUCAAGAAUUUAGAACUUCGGACGAUGGAGUUGGAGAAUCACCUCGCCUUAAUCGCGAUUCGUCAUCAUCAUCAACUAGGCGUGCAUAUCGAAGGGAAAAUAUUCCAUAUCCAGGAUUUUGGACAGGAAUUUUAGGUGGUGGUUUAACUGGUUACCUAUUUGGUAGAAGAAACAACAACAAUAAUAACUAUUUUCAUAGAAGAACACGAAAAAAGCGAUCUUCACCUAGUUAUAGCACAAGUUCAAUUAAUAAUAAUUCUUACGACUAUUAUGAUUGGAACAAUGAUUAUAGUGAUUAUUCUUCUACUACUACUACUACAGCAAGUGAUGAUACGUACACCGCGUACGGCUUUGCAGAAACUGAUAAUAGAUAAUUUCGAAGUGAUAAUAUCAAUGUAUAUAUAUAAUUUAAAUUUAUUGAUUAAACGUUCUUACAGGUAUAUUGAUUAUCAUACUUUUAAAAAGACGACAAAAAAAAGCAAUAGUGGGAAAUUGAAAUAGAAAUUUAUAAUUAAAAAAAGUCGAUUAAAUUUGUAAAAUUUUUCUUUAAUCCUAUCCUCUAAAUAGCCCAUAUUAAAAAAAAAAAGUUGAAAAUAAAAAGUCCUCUAAUGUACAAUAAUAAGUGUUUUGGACAAUUGAAUGAGAAUUAAAGAAAUUAGUGUUUGAUUUAAAGAAAAAAUAAUGAGUUUUCGUAAUUUAUAAUAUCAUACAAGUGAAUACUGCUACUAACGUAAACAAAAAAUUAAGGCGGUGACCCAUUGCACCUUUAUAUAUAUAUAUAUAUAUUUUUUUAAAUUAAGAUAAAGAAAUAAUAUCAGAAUAUAGC
Rhizophagus irregularis DAOM 181602=DAOM 197198 is the source of this 1561-nucleotide messenger RNA. RefSeq lists its product as uncharacterized. Gene Ontology annotation, cellular component: endoplasmic reticulum membrane. Gene Ontology annotation, biological process: regulation of store-operated calcium entry. The record is from RefSeq and is a predicted model, not a curated record. Lineage: Eukaryota; Fungi; Glomeromycota; Glomeromycetes; Glomerales; Glomeraceae.